Jatropha curcas is the source of this 3522-nucleotide messenger RNA. Lineage: Eukaryota; Viridiplantae; Streptophyta; Magnoliopsida; Malpighiales; Euphorbiaceae. The record is from RefSeq and is a predicted model, not a curated record.
CAUCUCUUGCUUCAAGCUUGUCAGAUGAUUUGUUGGCGAAGGCAACAAUUGAAGUCGUUCAGAGCUUAAGAAGAAAGGGUGUAAAGCCUGAAAUGACCCGUACAAACAUUCAAAUGAUUGGUGCUUUAAGCCGUGCUGUCGGUUACCGAUUUGGACCUCAUCUUGGAGACACUGUGCCAGUUCUGAUUAAUUACUGCACAAGUGCCUCAGAGAAUGAUGAGGAGCUUCGUGAAUAUAGCUUGCAGGCACUGGAAAGUUUUCUUCUUAGGUGCCCUAGGGACAUUUCUUCUUAUUGUGAUGAAAUUCUUCAUCUUACUCUAGAAUACCUAAGUUAUGAUCCAAACUUCACUGAUAACAUGGAAGAGGAUACUGAUGAUGAGAGUCAUGAAGAAGAGGAGGAUGAUGAGAGUGCAAAUGAAUAUACUGAUGAUGAGGAUGUCAGCUGGAAAGUUCGAAGGGCAGCUGCUAAAUGCUUAGCAGCAUUAAUCGUUUCUCGUCCUGAGCUGCUCUCAAAGCUUUAUGAGGAGGCCUGUCCUAAACUGAUUGAUAGGUUUAAAGAAAGGGAGGAAAAUGUCAAGAUGGAUGUGUUCAAUACAUUCAUUGAGCUACUACGUCAAACUGGAAAUGUUACAAAAGGGCAGAUUGAUAUAAAUGAAUCGAGCCCAAGGUGGUUAUUGAAGCAGGAAGUGCCAAAGAUUGUUAAAUCUAUAAAUAGGCAGCUUCGCGAGAAAUCUAUCAAGACAAAGGUUGGUGCAUUUUCUGUUCUGAAAGAACUUGUGGUCGUCUUGCCAGACUGCCUAGCAGAUCACAUUGGAUCACUUAUACCAGGAAUAGAGAAGGCAUUAAAUGACAAAUCUUCAACCUCGAAUUUGAAGAUAGAAGCUCUUAUAUUUACAAGAUUGGUAUUGGCAUCACAUUCUCCUCCUGUGUUCCAUCCUCAUAUAAAGGCUCUUUCUAGUCCUGUUUUAUCAGCAGUUGGAGAGCGGUACGGAGAGCGGUACUAUAAGGUAACAGCUGAGGCUUUAAGAGUAUGUGGCGAACUUGUUCGUGUUGUACGUCCAAAUAUUCAGGGAUUGGGUUUUGACUUCAAAUCUUACGUUCAUCCAAUAUAUAAUGCCAUAAUGUCUCGCUUGACAAACCAAGACCAAGACCAGGAAGUCAAGGAAUGUGCUAUUUCUUGCAUGGGACUUGUCAUUUCAACAUUUGGUGAUAACCUCAGAACAGAAUUACCUGCAUGCCUUCCUGUACUUGUUGACCGGAUGGGGAAUGAAAUAACACGACUUACUGCUGUGAAGGCUUUUGCUGUCAUUGCUUCUUCUCCUCUUCGGGUUGAUCUAUCUUGUGUUUUGGAGCAUGUAAUUUCUGAGUUAACAGCAUUUCUGCGGAAGGCUAAUCGGGCUCUAAGGCAGGCAACACUCGGGACACUAAAUUCCCUAAUUGUUGCUUAUGGUGAUCAGAUUGGUUCAUCUGCAUAUGAAGUUAUUAUUGUUGAACUUUCAACUUUGAUAAGUGAUUCGGAUUUGCACAUGACAGCUCUUGCUCUGGAACUUUGUUGCACUUUGAUGGCUGACAGGAGAUCAAGCCCAAAUGUUGGCUUGGCUGUUAGAAAUAAAGUUCUUCCUCAGGCCCUAACAUUAAUCAAAAGCUCGUUGUUACAGGGUCAAGCCCUUUUGGCUUUACGAAAUUUCUUUGCUGCAUUAGUCUAUUCUGCAAAUACAAGUUUUGACACAUUGCUGGAUUCCCUUCUUUCAAGUGCUAAGCCGUCUCCCCAGUCUGGUGGUGUUGCAAAACAGGCAUUAUAUUCAAUAGCCCAAUGUGUGGCCGUUCUCUGCCUUGCUGCAGGUGAUCAGAAAUGUUCCUCUACAGUGAAAAUGCUGACUGACAUUCUUAAAGAUGACAGCAGUUCCAAUUCAGCUAAGCAGCACCUUGCCUUGCUAUGCCUUGGGGAGAUUGGGAGAAGGAAGGAUUUAAGCUCACAUGUACUGAUAGAAACUAUCAUUAUUGAGUCCUUCCAAUCUCCAUUUGAAGAGAUAAAGUCUGCUGCUUCCUAUGCUCUCGGCAAUAUUGCUGUUGGUAAUCUAUCCAAGUAUCUGCCUUUUAUCUUGGAUCAGAUUGAUAAUCAGCAGAAGAAACAGUAUCUCCUGCUUCAUUCUCUGAAGGAGGUUAUUGUAAGGCAAUCUGUAGAUAAGUCAGAGUUCCAAGAUUCUAGUGUUGAGAAGAUACUUAAAUUGCUAUUUAAUCACUGUGAGAGUGAGGAAGAGGGCGUUCGAAAUGUUGUAGCUGAGUGCCUUGGUAAAAUUGCACUUAUAGAACCUGCAAAACUUGUUCCUGCGCUUAAGGUGAGAACAACUAGUCCAGCUGCAUUCACCAGAGCAACAGUGGUCAUUGCUGUAAAAUAUUCAAUAGUUGAACGGUCAGAGAAGAUAGACGAAAUUAUAUAUCCUGAGAUUUCUUCAUUCCUUAUGCUCAUCAAGGAUCAUGAUCGGCAUGUUAGGCGUGCAGCUGUUUUGGCCUUAAGUACAUUUGCACAUAAUAAGCCUAACCUUAUUAAAGGACUUCUUCCAGAAUUGUUGCCACUUCUCUAUGAUCAAACAAUUGUUAAGCAAGAGUUGAUACGGACAGUUGAUCUAGGCCCUUUCAAGCAUAUUGUUGAUGAUGGACUGGAGUUGAGGAAAGCAGCAUUUGAAUGUGUAGAUACAUUGUUGGAUAGUUGUCUUGAUCAAGUAAAUCCUUCGUCUUUCAUUGUUCCUUACCUCAAAUCUGGUCUUGAUGAUCAUUAUGAUGUUAAAAUGCCUUGUCAUCUUAUCCUCUCAAAACUUGCAGAUAAAUGCCCGUCUGCUGUUUUGGCAGUGCUGGACUCUUUGGUUGACCCUCUUCAAAAGACUAUCAAUUUUAAGCCAAAGCAAGAUGCUGUCAAGCAAGAAGUAGAUCGUAAUGAAGAUAUGAUCCGCAGUGCUCUUCGAGCAAUUGCUGCGUUGAAUCGCAUAAGUGGAGGGGAUUGCAGCCUUAAAUUCAAAAACCUUACGAAUGAAAUUUCAAAAUCGCCUACACUUUGGGACAAAUACUAUUCCAUUCGGAAUGAGUGAUGACCAAGUUGAUCCUACUAUGAAGUGGUUUCGGUGAAUUGCACGAGGGAGUGAUGAUUAUCAUUGUUUUGAUGUGUUGUGCUAUACAAGCUCCCUUGCAUAGAAAAGCAAAAGAAAUGGAAAGGUUAUAGCCCCCAGUUAAAGAUGUCUGAUGGGGUUGGAUUAAGAAUGCUGAAGUUUUGGUUGAAGAAGCUGAUACUUAUAAUGCAAAUACAGGCUAUGGAUUUUUAUGUAUAGGGUCAAGUACUGAUCUUUUGAUAGUAUUUGCUAUUGUUAGAGUUGCAAAUGCAAAUGCAAAUGUCGCUUUUUCCAUUUGGGGAAAAUGCAGUUCUUAUUACACAAUGGUUGUACUGAUUAUUUCAUAUGGAUCAAGAUAGAAGAUGACUGCAAUUUUUUAGAUUCAGUCUAUUGCUUUCUUGGGUCUAUUUUGGCAAAA